Molecule: messenger RNA, 1829 nt
Organism: Lecanosticta acicola
Lineage: Eukaryota; Fungi; Ascomycota; Dothideomycetes; Mycosphaerellales; Mycosphaerellaceae
Source: the annotation of a GenBank genome assembly
AUGGUCAAGCAAUUCGGCAAUGUCUACUUCAUCGCCGCCAUCUCCAUCAUCGGAGGUGGCCUGUUCGGUUUCGACAUCUCCUCCAUGAGCGCUAUGUAAGCCUUCGCACUCUCUAGAUUUGACUUCCACCUGACACGGCAACAGCAUCGCCGGCAAGGGCUAUCUCUGUUACUUCAACCAAGGUCCCAAGGAAUGCGUCGGCCCGAGCUCGAGCACACAGGGCGGCAUCACUGCCUCGAUGGCUGGUGGUUCGUGGCUCGCCUCUCUGUUCUCCGGUAUCCUCUCCGACUCAGUGGGACGCAAGAAGGCCAUUAUGUAUGUGAACUUUUCACACGACACACUUCGAGUCUACAAUGCUGACUUCUUCAAAGGGUUGGCGCCGUCAUUUGGGUCAUCGGCUGUAUUAUCGUCGCCUCCUCCCAGAACAUCCCCAUGCUCAUCGUUGGCCGUGUCAUCAACGGAUUCUGCGUGGGUAUCUGCUCUGCCCAGGUACCUGUCUACAUCUCGGAGAUUGCACCACCUUCCAAGCGCGGUCGUCUGGUUGGCGCACAGCAAUGGGCCAUCACUUGGGGAAUCAUGAUCAUGUUCUACAUCUCCUAUGGCUGCAGCUUCAUCAACGGGCCAUCCGCCUUCCGCAUUCCGUGGGCACUGCAGAUGAUCCCAGCCAUCAUCCUGUUCUUCGGCAUGAUUUUCCUCCCUGAGUCUCCACGUUGGCUGGCAUCCAAGGAUCGCUGGGAGGAGGUGCGUGCGGUGCUCGUUCUCACCCACGGUCAUGGCGAUCCCGACAGCCCAUUCGCCGCUCGAGAAUUCGACGAGAUCAAGGAGUGGCUGGACAUCGAGCGAGCCAGCAAGCAAGUCAGCUACUUCGAGCUCUUCACUCCCAAGUACCUCAACCGCACGCACAUUGGUCUCUUCACCCAGAUAUGGAGCCAGCUUACCGGCAUGAAUGUCAUGAUGUACUACGUAAGUCGCAUCUUCUGGCCACUGGCUGUCCUUCCGUAGUCGUGCUGACUUGUCCAGAUUACCUAUGUUUUCACCAUGGCCGGUCUGACGGGCAACACCCUCCUCGUAUCAUCCUCGAUCCAGUAUAUCAUCAACGUCGUCAUGACAGUCCCCGGUCUCAUCUGGAUUGAUCGUGUUGGCCGUCGUCCAAUGCUCCUCUUCGGCUCGACCUUCAUGGCCAUCUGGCUCUUUGCUAACACUGGCCUGCUGGCGACUUACGGCACGGAUCCAGGCCCAGGUGGCGUCAAUGGCAUUGCCGAAGCCUCUGUCUCAAUUACAGGCGCUCCUUCCAAGGCCGUCAUCGCAUGCUCCUACCUCUUCGUCGCCUCGUACGCUCCGACCUGGGGACCGGUCUCCUGGGCCUAUGUACCAGGCAAGUUUCGCAUUCAAAAUUAGCAAAGCUACGAGCUGCUUGAAAUUCAUACUAACCUUUGCCAACAGAGCUCUACCCCAACCACCUCCGUGGCAAAGCCGUUGCUCUCGCCACUUCCGGAAAUUGGAUCUUUAACUUCGCCCUCGGCUACUUCGUGCCCCCGGCAUUCGUCAACAUCAAGUGGAAGACGUACCUCUUGUUCGCCAUCUUCUGUGUAGCUAUGACGAUCCACGUCUUCUUCGUCUUCCCGGAGACUGCUGGCAAGCCUCUUGAGGAAGUUACGGAGAUGUUCGAAGAUCCUAAAGGCAUCAAGUACAUGGGAACGCCGGCAUGGAGGACCAAGGGCCAGUUCAAGACUACCGAGGAGAUGGAGCAUGGACGAGGAUUGGAGAAGAAGAUGAUUGAUGAGACCCCAGAAACGCUUGAGACUGUGGAGCCUAAGAUGGAGGUUUAG